Messenger RNA from Aspergillus heteromorphus CBS 117.55, 252 nucleotides. RefSeq lists its product as uncharacterized. NCBI's taxonomy places the organism in Eukaryota, Fungi, Ascomycota, Eurotiomycetes, Eurotiales, Aspergillaceae. The transcript is spliced from 3 exons. The record is from RefSeq and is a predicted model, not a curated record. The coding region runs from base 1 to 252 and encodes 83 amino acids.
AUGGCUUCACUCGCUGCUGGUGUUGAAGUUGCAAAGACUGUCACGGCGGUAGCUACACUGGGAUUCGUUCCUGUGGCUAUCCACUUCCACCCGUUUGACAUAUUAGCCAAGUUCGGCGGGCCAGUCAGUGCGGAGCAAGUGGCAACAGCAUGCCGCGAGGAUAGAGCAAGAGCAAGAGAAGCGGAAGUGGACGUGCCAUGUCCACGGCUAAUCGGUAAGAUCUGGGCAACACUUUCUCAAGGCAUUGGCUGA